UAUCUCGAUUUUAUAUUCUGUUUUUCCUCGACCGUUUCUCUUUCUCCUUGCGUCUCCUUUCCUCUCUGAUCAUCGAUCUUCAUCACCGAGUUAUUCUUGAACCCUUUUUGAACAGUACUACAAGUAUAGAUCAUCAUGCCCCAAGAAAAACUAAAAAACCAGUACCCUUUCGGCCUUCAAAACUAAGCGUCCGGUGACCCAUAAGUCAAAAAGAGAUCUAACCACCCUUCUCUCACGGUUUUUUUCGAACCACGUACUCCAAAGGGUUUUUAUGCUUCAAGCUUAAAACAGCCAUAUCACAUAUAUCUGUUGUGACUUGUAUCUCAAACCAUUGUUCGUUACUUUAGCAUAAAACCGAAAUGAUUGGGAGAGAGUGAGCGAGCAGUCCGUGUUUGUGUUCACCGAGAUCUUAGCAUGCGUUAUAAUCUUAGUUUUAAAGUGUAGAUGUCAAAGGCCUUCUCAAGAGUGUCGACUCUUUCCUGCCACGUUUGUUUCAAAAUCUAGUCUUUCGGGACUUUAGAGGAGAAAGGUUGAAGCCUUUUGGAAGCCCAAAUCAGUAAUCUCUGCCCCUCUGCUAUACGUACCGGGUACUAUUCCUGUGAGCUUUUUCUCAGACAGUGACAGAUAAUCUAUUUAAAGCAUUCCCCCACUUGCUCCUCAAUUGAAACCAAACCCAGUCCUUCCUACGCAUCUUAAGUAGAGAGAUUUUAUAUAUAGAGACGUGCGGUUUCUAGGUUUUGUACUGGAAGAGUGAAAUAUGGUAUCCGGGAAAAUGCUUCGGGUGAAUGAGUUGAAGGGAGCAUAAAAGCUGCUGAUCAGCUUGAUACAGUCAACUUUGUGGCGAAGCAGAACAGCACAGAGUUCCAAUAUUCGUAGAUAGUUAUGGAAAUGUUUCAGCCAAACAUGUUCGAGACUCACCAUCUUAUGCUAGACAUGAUGAUGACACCCAAGUCUUCCGACAGUGAAUUGGUAAAGAUCAUUAGAGAUCAGGACGAUUUCGAGACUGGAACAGGCACUGAAAUCAUGGAAGCUCCCUCCGGAGAAGACCAAGAUCCCAACCAAAGCUCCAAAAGGAAGCCCUAUCACCGCCAUACCCAGCGUCAAAUCCAGGAAAUGGAAACCUUCUUCAAGGAGUGCCCUCAUCCAGACGACAAGCAAAGGAAAGAACUGAGCCGUCAGCUAGGGUUAGAGCCUCUACAAGUCAAAUUUUGGUUCCAAAAUAAGCGGACGCAAAUGAAAGCCCAAAAUGAACGCCAUGAGAAUGCAAUUUUAAAGGCAGAGAACGAAAAACUUCGUGCGGAGAACAAUAGGUUUAAGGAAUCUCUUGGGAAUACGUCAUGCCCCAACUGUGGAGGUCCAGCAGCUCCUGGUGAGAUGUCGUUCGACGAGCAGCAUCUGAGGAUCGAGAAUGCUCGUUUAAGAGAAGAGGUUGAUAGGAUAUCUGGGAUUGUGGCCAAAUAUUUUGGCAAGCCUUUGACUUCAUAUUCUCACCUUUCACCCCCCGUGCCUUCCCGCUCCCUUGAUCUUGGGGUCGGGAACUUUGGAGCGCAGACAGGAUUUGUAGGGGAGAUUUAUGGAGGGAAUGAUCUCCUCAGGUCAGUUUCAGGGCCUCAUGAGGCAGAUAAGCCAAUGAUUGUUGAGCUUGCCGUGGCAGCAAUGGAAGAACUCGUAAGGAUGGCUCACGGUGGAGAGCCAUUGUGGGUUUCGUGUGCCAACUCUACUGAGAUAUUGAAUGAAGAAGAAUAUUUGCGGACUUUCCCAAGGGGAAUAGGCCCCAAACCAUUAGGAUUAAAAUCAGAAGCUUCGAGGGAAUCUGCCGUAGUUGUUAUGAAUCAUAUCAACCUUGUUGAGAUUCUCAUGGAUGUGAAACGAUGGUCAACUGUGUUUUGUGGUAUUGUUUCGAGAGCAAUGACUGUAGAUGUCCUCUCAACUGGAGUGGCAGGGAACUAUAAUGGAGCCUUGCAAGUGAUGACAGCUGAAUUCCAAGUCCCUUCACCGCUUGUUCCAACUCGUGAAAAUUACUUUGUAAGGUACUGUAAACAGCAUGCCGACGGGACUUGGGCAGUUGUUGACGUUUCCUUAGAUAAUUUGCGCCCGAGUUUGAUUUCAAGGAGUAGACGAAGGCCAUCUGGUUGUUUGAUCCAAGAAUUGCCAAAUGGUUACUCAAAAGUUACAUGGAUCGAACAUGUAGAUGUAGAUGACAGAGCUGUUCACAGCAUAUACAGACCAUUGGUCAAUUCAGGUAUUGCUUUCGGAGCAAAACGUUGGGUGGCGACCUUAGAUCGACAAUGUGAACGUCUUGCUAGUUCAAUGGCCAAUAACAUUCCAGCAGGAGAUUUAUGUGUAAUAACAAGCACAGAAGGGAGAAAGAGUAUGCUGAAGCUGGCAGAAAGAAUGGUGAUGAGUUUUUGUACUGGUGUGGGUGCUUCUACUUCGCACGCAUGGACAACAUUAUCAGCAACAGGUCCUGAUGAAGUAAGGGUUAUGACCAGAAAGAGCACGGAUGAUCCCGGCAGGCCUCUUGGUAUUGUGCUGAGCGCUGCAACUUCCUUCUGGAUUCCAGUUCCAACAAAGAGGGUUUUUGACUUCCUUCGGUAUGAGAACUCUCGAACCCAGUGGGAUAUCCUUUCGAACGGUGGCCUAGUUCAAGAAAUGGCACACAUAGCCAAUGGUCGUGAUCAAGGCAACUGUGUCUCUUUACUACGAGUAAAUAGCGCGAAUUCAAGUCAAAGCAAUAUGCUGAUACUACAAGAGAGUUGCACUGAUUCAACUGGAUCAUACGUAAUUUAUGCUCCAGUUGAUAUAGUUGCCAUGAACGUGGUCUUAAGUGGCGGGGAUCCAGAUUACGUCGCACUUCUACCAUCAGGUUUUGCCAUACUGCCCGAUGGGCCUGGUGUAAACGGUGGGGGCAUUCAUGGGGUUGGAUCCGGAGGCUCUCUGUUGACAGUAGCGUUUCAAAUCUUAGUAGAUUCAGUCCCAACGGCAAAACUCUCUCUUGGAUCAGUGGCUACAGUGAACAGUCUAAUAAAGUGCACGGUAGAAAGAAUCAAGGCUGCAGUCAUGUGUGACAAUUCAUGAUUGACAGGAUCACUUAAUAUG
This is a messenger RNA of Carya illinoinensis, 3099 nucleotides long. RefSeq names its product homeobox-leucine zipper protein MERISTEM L1-like. NCBI's taxonomy places the organism in Eukaryota, Viridiplantae, Streptophyta, Magnoliopsida, Fagales, Juglandaceae. Gene Ontology annotation, molecular function: DNA binding; lipid binding; DNA-binding transcription factor activity, RNA polymerase II-specific. The transcript is spliced from 11 exons. The record is from RefSeq and is a predicted model, not a curated record. The coding region runs from base 883 to 3078 and encodes 731 amino acids. Gene Ontology annotation, biological process: regulation of DNA-templated transcription.